CCUUCUCCAUUUGACCCGGCCUGGCUCCGUCCGUUUCUAUUUGACCCGGGCCGGCUGUAUCGGUUCCGUUUCACAAGUCAAUUUAAGGUUUCAGCAGUCAGAAUUCUAGAAUAUUUACUUCUACGACCUAGCUGAAAUCUAACGCCUCUUUCUUCGUCGAUUAACCCUAAUUUCUUCGAUACACCGUAGAACCCAAAUCAAAUUAGACUAUCACUAGUAAUCACUUAUGUUUUCGUCGAUCGAUCGAGGAUUUGUUUGAUUUUCUAUUGCGUCUCUGAAUUUCCUUCAAUUCGAUAUCUGAUUUUCAAUUUAGGGUUUUGUACCAAUUUAUAAUGUUCAUAAUCUCCCUUUUCUCUACUGGUACGGCUUCUUCAAUCAUUCUCGUUAACAAUCUCCGUGUUUUUGGUCCUGGUUUGAAUCCUUUCGCUCCCUACAAUAUGACCAAUUACUUUACUUUUUCUCGCUAAUUUCAACCUCCUCGUGUUUUCGCAUACUUUUAAUUCGUGAGUUAUUCAUCAGAAAUUUGCUUAAUUUGAGCAAUUCAUCUGAAAAAUCAUGUAAUACAGUUGCUAUUCUUGAUUUUAUCAAUUUCGACCUUAGGGUUUCACUUUGUUGAUUGAUUAUAAAGAAUUUGAGUUAUUUGGAGAAAAAGAUUGGUUUGGGUCUUAUUAAUUGGUGUAGUCUGUAUUAAUCAUGCUGCUUACACCUCAAGAAGACGAUUUGGGGGUUUCUAGGCGAAGAUUGUCGAGGAGACGAUUACUUCGGUCUGGGUUUGACACGGAUGAUAGGGGCUGGACUCCGCUCCACAUCGGUGCUCGUAAGGGCGAUGUUAAGGAGGUCAAACGAUUGCUCAAUGAUGGGAUGGAUGCAAAUGUGGCUGCUUGGGGUACCAAGUUACAGGGCGUCACUCCUCUACACCUUGCUGCUGAAGGAGGCCAUCUCAAAGUGAUGGAUAUACUGCUUGAACGGGGUGCCAAUAUUGAUGCUAGAACCAAGGGUCCAUUUCGCUGGACUCCCCUUCAUUUGGCUGCAAAAGAAAGGAAUAGGAAAGCAGUUAGGUUUCUGGUUGAAAAUGGUCCUUUUCUGCCCCCUGAUAUCAAUGACAGCAGAUUCAACCCACCAGUUCAUUAUUGCUCUGGCCUCGAAUGGGCCUAUGAUGAGCUCAAGCGUUUACAGGACAGUUCAUCAUCAUCCAGUGAGACGUCACCUUAUAGCUCUGAAAAUUAAUGCUGUCUCCCGGUUUUCACCCACGUCAUCUGUGUUUAAACUUUUUAGCGUUCGGUUGUCGUUGUGCCAAAUAAUAUGUCGAUGAUGGAUAUGACUUAAGAUGCACUCACUUUCCCGGUGUGGCAUGUGUGCAAUUUACAGCCAAACUCACUUUUCCUUGUGUGUUGUGAUGGAGAUCAGAGCUUUGUGUUUCUCAAGUAUGAUAAGAAACGAAACCUCUUUAUUGUGUGAUUUCUUGUGUCAUUUAUGUUUUGCAUUUAAUGUUAAUUAAUUUGUAAUAUCCGAAUCAUCAUAUAAUCCAGCUAUAUGAUGUUGCUAUAUUUUCACUACUAUAUUUUUUUAUAAAAUUUUUUUUUUUCAUUUGA
This is a messenger RNA of Amaranthus tricolor (Joseph's coat), 1592 nucleotides long. RefSeq names its product phytochrome-interacting ankyrin-repeat protein 2-like. The transcript has 3 exons. The record is from RefSeq and is a predicted model, not a curated record. NCBI's taxonomy places the organism in Eukaryota, Viridiplantae, Streptophyta, Magnoliopsida, Caryophyllales, Amaranthaceae. Bases 694 to 1227 code for a protein of 177 amino acids. Gene Ontology annotation, molecular function: protein binding.